GGACACACUGGUCAGAAUUGUGAAUCGUGCAGGGAAGGUUCUACAGGAAACGGGGGCGGUUAGGAAGAAAUGUUUGUGUUACAUAAUAAGUUAGGACAACGAUGGUGUGAAAAUAAGAUGGAAAAAGGGAUUGACAAUAGCAGGAACCAUCGUUUUCACGUUGGAAAUCUUGGUAACACGAUCAAGCUCCUCGAACUGUUGUGCCCCAUUUUCGCUGUUUCCUGAAAGAGUUGCUUGGACUGUCAAAUGAAAAGUCGGACGCUGCCGUAAGCGCCAACGUGUUGCAUCCUUUGUCAAGGUGCCCGUUUAGUGUAUACUUGAUGGCGUUUCAAAGCAAACUUUUCACGGGAUGUAAUUGUAGUUAACGCUAGUAAGAGUCGUUUUGAGGACGAAUGAGAGUGAACGAUGCAGAGAAGCUGAAUUGGAAAAUGUAUUGUCUCUAAAUUCUAAGAAUUAAGGGACAACAGACAGUAAGCAGAGCGUCACACUUGUUCUUGAUUUUUUUAUUUUAUUGCUAGUGAAUUUUAAAUACCAGCCCCUCCCGACACCAGCCCCCUGUCCGCAUGCCCCAGGAAAGGUAAAGAAUUUCUCUCCUUGGUUUUGCUAAAUUAUGUGGGACUUCUCAUCAUCGUGCAUGUGAGGAGAAAAAAAACACUUGCUAGAAAUGACCUUUUUUUAGUGUUUUUUCAGUUUUAAAAUUCAACCUAUAAACUUGUUUUGGGGGUAAUAGUAAUACAUUUGGGUGGACAUUAGUUGCAGCUACAAUUAAAAUUCUCCUUUUCAAUGUAGUAGGUAUAAGUUAUCAACGAAUCUUUUUAUCUUAUAGUGCCCUAUCGCAAAACAAACAAGACAAUGGAAAUGUCUUAUUUGUAUUCCAGAAUCUCAUGAUCGUGUCUCGUUUUUGCUAUUAGAUAUUUUACGAGAUUUUGUGGCGUUUUGUAAAAAGUAGUACGUUGAUACCUAAAUCACCGGUUUGAUGUUUUCCUGUUAGAACGACUAAAACAAAAUUGAAUUGAAAUGGGUGGAAAGGAAACUUUUGUCAAUUUAUUAAGAAAAAUGUUGUAGCCGUAAGUCAUAAGAAAAAAAGGAGCAAGUUAUUAUUUUCAGUGGUUGCCUAAUGGUUUUGCAGGCCGAGACUAACACGAGAAAAAGAUAACGUUAUCUACCUGAAUUUACACUACCUUGCGAUAAACAAUAAAAGUGAAACGGGGCAUUGGUCGCGUCACUUUAGUUAAAUCUAUCAAAGGGAACUAAAGUAAUUACCACAGCUUCGUAACCAGGUAAAUCUUUGCGUUUGUAUGAAUUUGAUGCAUAGCAAUUUAGGUAAACUUUUGUUUCUAUGAAUCUAAUAAGAACAUGAGUUUUUUUUCAAUUGUUUCAGUUUGGCAUAUUUUCAAUGGCGUUGUAAUUGAUACAUAAAUAACAAACAAGUUUCUAAACAAUUGAAGAUUUUAAAGAUUCAACAACAACUUGCUUGAUUAUUUUUGCUAUAUCAACUGCCACCAUCUUGUCACUAUUUAUCCGGUUGAAGACGAGCUUGUUUAGGGGAGAGGGUAAAGUAAAGUAAAGUAGUCUAAAGCAAAACAGGACCACGGCUGAUGGUGGCAGGGACUGCCCCACAGUCCUGCGUGUUGGGCAGUUGGGACCUCCUCUUCAACAUUAACAGCCGUUAUCCUCUUUGUAAAGUAGGGAGAUGGGGGAGGAGGUUCGUAAUUACAAUACGAAGUGACAUUUUUUAAAUUUCGUUUUUCUCUUUAGUAUCUACCAGUUCUGAAAAGAUGACAGAUGCUGAACAACCGGAACCAGCGGAGGAUUUUAUCUUUAAGGGGAAAAGAUUGGAUUGCAAAAAAAAGAUUUUCGGUGUAGGUUUUUUCUUGUUUGACGGGUAUUGGAAGGAAAAUGAAAAUGCAGGUGCUGAAAAAGAACGCGUGAAAUUGAAGGCCCCUAAUCUAAAAAAAGAAGUUGCGAUAAGAAGAAUAAAAAAUGAAGACUGCCUUGAUGGGUGGAAAGAUGUGGCCGAUAAGCUCGUCAAGGGCAACCUGAAUCACAAUAAUAUCCUACGAGUUUUCGGUUAUGAGGAAGACGUGGCCAAUGGAUGGAGGUAUUUUGCUCUGGAACCGUACAGUGCCACGUUUUACGAAUAUUGCAAUGGCCGGUACAAUGGACCGAUGCCAAACGAAUCGCAAGUUCUUUAUCAAAUUACCAACGGCGUCAGCUAUCUGCAUGGCAAAGGAAUCGUACAUGGCGAUUUAAAUCCGUUAAACGUCGUCAUUGCUGCCCAGUCCCUUCCUGUGCGCAUGAAAAUUUCAGAUUUUGGAUUGAGCAAAUUCAGUUACAGCAAACAGCUGUCGCAGAAGAUGAAAGAAGGAGAAAAACCUUUUGAGAUGGAACUCUGUCUGAGAAAGUAUUGGACACUGUCAGAGGAAACUGACUCCCUGGAAGGCAUCAAAAACGCCACCGAAGAUGUCAUUGCAGCUGGAUGCAUUUUGUUUUAUUAUCUAAAGCGUGGUCGACAUCUUUUUGGUGAUGACUUUGAGUCAAUCUUGAUAAACCUCAAGAAAAACAAUCCAGUCAAUUUAGAAAGAUUGGAUGAAAAUUAUUUUGGUGACUAUCACUUUGCGUACGAGCCCAUCAAAAAUAUGAUAAAUCCCCCAGGAAAAGGAUUCAAUUGGUUGCACAUAGCCAAAAAGGAAUUCAAAAAAGCCCUUUCACUCCAAGUCAACACUGGCAAACAACUUGGCAAAGGUUCUUUUGGACAAGUGUUCGAAGGGAAAUUUAACGGCGAUCCCGUUGCAGUCAAACAAAUGACGACGACCACAGCUGAAAAAGAAAUUAUUCAAAGAGAAAUGAAUACGCACAUAGAAUUGAAUCACUUAAACGUAGUGAAACUCUUGGACGUCGCUGAUUCGGCCGACAAUAGAUUCACGCAUCUGGUUUUGGAAUUGUGUGGCGGGACAUUGACGGAUUAUUGCGAAAAGAAAUACAGCGGACCGGAAUUGCCACCAGACGAAUUGGUCCUUUAUCAAAUCGCCAAUGGAUUGCAUUACAUCCACUCGAGAAAUUUGGUGCAUCGCGAUAUUAAACCGGAAAACAUCCUCAUUUCAAUGACGUCGCCCGUUCAAAUGAAAGUCUCUGAUUUGUCGUUUGUUAAGAAAACUCGGGAAGAUAUUUUUUCGCAGAGCGAAAUUAGAGGAACUCUGUUAUGGUUGGCACCUGAAAGACUUAAGGUUUUAAGUGACCCUGAAAACUUGCCAGUCAAUCUGCCAGAUGGAACAAUCAAAAGUGACACGUUUUCAUCCGGAUGUGUAUUUUUCUAUUUCCUGACGCGUGGCAAACAUCCGUUUGGGAAAUAUCAAGCCAUUGUUCCAGCCAAUAUUUCGCUAAACAAACCUGAGGAACUCGUCAGCUACAAGCAAAAUUUGGCGGCAGACGACGUAAACGGAAGAAUCCUUGUUCGUUUGAUUGAGGAUAUGAUUCAAUUUGAAGAAAAAGAAAGAAUCGGAUUGCCUGAGGUUAUAAAACAACUAGCCGCUGUAUUGUACGGGAUGGACAAAAGCAAAUGUCAAUUGAGGCUCGUUGAUGUGUCGUUAGGUGGGAAGUACAGCAUCAGUUCCCACCCCACUGAACUGAUUCUUGCAUGUGCCAAUGAGGAAAAGUUAAUAUUUUACACUGCCGAAAAUUUGGCUAUUCCGUUUUCCAAUUGGAGAAAGAAGAAAGAAAUCCCAUUUCAACCUCUAAAGUUUGAGUGUUAUUGUACGCUUGAGUGGAAUAUUAACGGGACACAACUAGCUGCUGGAUUUAUUGACAAAACUCUCGUCGUAUGGAGUUACCCAGAGUGCGAAAUCCUCUUUCAAAAGGAAUUUUCGGCUUGGAUCGAUAGAGUAAAUUGGAAUCCAACCAGGCCCAACUUAUUUGCUGUUUGUCAAAUGGACAAAAAUCAUGUUUUCGUAUGUGAUUCAUCCAUUGGCGACGUGAUCACCACAAUUAAAUGUAAACGCGUUUCGGCUGUGAAGUGGAUCUCUGAAAAUCGAAUCGCCGUCUCUUCUUUUUAUGAAAUGAUCAAAAUUUUUGAAAUGGAGGAAAACAAUUUGACAACAACUCGACUCGUGAAAGAAUUCAGACAUGGAAUGAGUUGUCGUCAUCUGGAGUGGAAUGAAAGGACCCAAUAUUUGGCCAGUGGUAAUAAGAAGCGGAUCAAUGAAUCAAUGAUCAAUAUUUGGUCUAUGGACCACGACAAGCCAAUUUAUAACUUGGAGGAGGAGGAGGAGGAGGAGGAGGAUGGGGUUAAAAAAUUUGCUUGGCGCUUGUGCACAGGAAAUGGGGAAGAAAAGGGCGGAAUCGAAAUGGCAAGGAAAUCAGCCAUAAACUUCACUUUUGCUUAUGCAUCGCUACAAAACGGCGUUUUUAUUUGGAAUCCUCUGGAAAGCGAACAACAGCCGCGACGUCUUUCCCAUGAGAAAUACAUAGAAACGGUCGCCUUUUCAUCGGACGGUCGAUUUCUUGCAGCCGUAAGCCUUGAGACAUUAAUGAUUUGGUCAGCGGAGGACUGGGUACAAAUAUACAAAGUCAACAUGGAUAUAAAAAAGAGGGCAAGGAAUGUAUCAUUUUUCACCACAAAAUCUACAAACCUUUACGAGAAUAAACUUUUAGUCAAUUAUUAUUAUGAGGGCAUCCGCUUAUUUGAAUUCGCGUUCAAAGAAAGUAACAUUUCUGAUUCGAGCAGUGAAAUAUCAACAGAAUCCGAUGACGAGGACGACGAUGAAGACGUGGACGCCGAUAGGGAAGAAGUUAGUCCUCCAAAACGCCUAAAGGGGUCAUUUCCCUAAAUCGAAACUAGUGAAAAACAGGAUGUCCUGCAAAAGACAACCAUUUAAUAUUUUCGAAAUAAAACAUGCUUCAAUGAUAUUGUUAUCCAAAUGUACUGGGGUACUUCA
This is a messenger RNA of Daphnia magna, 4934 nucleotides long. RefSeq lists its product as uncharacterized. The record is from RefSeq and is a predicted model, not a curated record. Gene Ontology annotation, biological process: intrinsic apoptotic signaling pathway in response to endoplasmic reticulum stress; IRE1-mediated unfolded protein response; protein phosphorylation. Bases 1779 to 4826 code for a protein of 1015 amino acids. Lineage: Eukaryota; Metazoa; Arthropoda; Branchiopoda; Diplostraca; Daphniidae. The transcript is spliced from 14 exons. Gene Ontology annotation, molecular function: ATP binding; RNA endonuclease activity; protein serine/threonine kinase activity. Gene Ontology annotation, cellular component: IRE1-TRAF2-ASK1 complex.